AUGGUUUUCGGAAGGCGAAAGAGUGCUCCUAAGGCGCCAAAGCCAGAACAACUCGAAGGUCGUCGAUUCUCGCUUAUUGACAGAAUGAAGGAUUUGUCAAGAGGCAUUAUUCGACGAGGCUCAACUUCGAACGCCAAGGGCUCCGAUCUCGAGUACGACCCAGAAGUACGACGAAGAUUCUCCGUCCCGGUUUCCAAUCCAAACGAUAGACGACUCCACACGAGCCAAGCCCACAUUAGCUUCAAGGGAUUUGACGAAAAUGCACCACUCAACGCUGACAUCGACGAAAACGACACUCGCAACGAUCCAAACUUCAAAAAGCCCGUCAACAAGCUCGAGCGAGUCGGCAGCGCUUCUCAAAUACAGAUCUGCACUCCCGACGACUUUUGUCUCUCGAAGAAAUGGUCGACUUCCUUCUCCGACCUCCGCGCUCUCCACAACCUCGAUUCGAUCUCUCUCGACUGCGAGAACUUCAGCGAGAACUUUGCCGCCUAUGGAACUCAAAUCAUCGCCUGA
Molecule: messenger RNA, 516 nt
Organism: Oikopleura dioica
Lineage: Eukaryota; Metazoa; Chordata; Appendicularia; Copelata; Oikopleuridae
Source: the annotation of a GenBank genome assembly